Messenger RNA from Cooperia oncophora, 363 nucleotides. The record is from the annotation of a GenBank genome assembly. NCBI's taxonomy places the organism in Eukaryota, Metazoa, Nematoda, Chromadorea, Rhabditida, Trichostrongylidae.
CUGUGUUCUAGGGAUAUAAAACCACAGAAUUUCGCGGUUGGAUUGGGUGAACAACAGAAGACCGUAUACGUUCUUGACUUUGGUAUCGCAAGGAAGUUCACAGUUGGAGAUACGAAGACGGUGAAAGCACCACGUCUUCGUGUAAAGUUCAUCGGUACCAUCCGAUAUGCAUCGCGAGCAUGUCAUAGAUGCGUAGAACAAGGUCGAAAAGACGAUUUGGAGUCAUGGAUUUACAUGAUCUUCGGAAUUUCGAUAAGUAUUAUGAUAGAGGGUAUUACAUGGAAACGCUUACCCGAUCGAAAUCAGGUUGUACGCUUCAAAGAAAAGUUCUUCGCAUGUAGACGUAAGUGUACGAUCUUUUGA